Microplitis demolitor is the source of this 580-nucleotide messenger RNA. RefSeq lists its product as uncharacterized. Bases 127 to 525 code for a protein of 132 amino acids. The record is from RefSeq and is a predicted model, not a curated record. Lineage: Eukaryota; Metazoa; Arthropoda; Insecta; Hymenoptera; Braconidae. The transcript has 3 exons.
AAAACAUCAGCUGAUAAUUUAACACUUUUUAUUUAUCAUUGUUAAUUAUUAAUUAUUUAUAAAAAAAAUUUAUUGAUUGUUUUAUUGUUAAUUAACAUAAAAUUUAAUUACAAUAAUUUAUUGGAGAUGUCGAAAAAAAAACACAACAUCGCUUACAUAAAACCAGAGGAGCCGAAAUUUAUUCGUGAGUUAAAAGCUCAGAUUGGGUUCAAAGAAGGUCCUGAUAUCAAUACCAAGAGGCAAGAAUUAUCAGAAGGCGAAGAUGAAGAUUUUGAUGACCAUAUUGAAGAGAAACCAACAGUAGUCGUAUUAAAUAAUGGAGACUUGACAGCUGAAGAAGCUGAUGCCUUUCAAAAGAAAAAAGACGAUGAGGAAGCAAACAAGCCAGCAGAUUUAACAAAAAGGAUAAUAUUCAACCGGAAAUCAAAGGCAUCAGAGCAAGAUAUAGAUGAGCAGCCUCUUCCCAAAAAAAAUAAAAAAAAAAAAUCAAAAGUCGUCCUGUCCUUUAACGACGAAGACGAAUAAUCUUAUCUAAUCUAUUUAUAAAUUACUAAUGAAUAAACUUGUACAUAUUUUUUUA